This is a messenger RNA of Penicillium subrubescens, 1257 nucleotides long. Its product is annotated as putative pyridine nucleotide-disulfide oxidoreductase AMID-like. The transcript has 5 exons. Gene Ontology annotation, cellular component: cytoplasm. Gene Ontology annotation, molecular function: electron-transferring-flavoprotein dehydrogenase activity; flavin adenine dinucleotide binding. NCBI's taxonomy places the organism in Eukaryota, Fungi, Ascomycota, Eurotiomycetes, Eurotiales, Aspergillaceae. The record is from RefSeq and is a predicted model, not a curated record. The coding region runs from base 1 to 1257 and encodes 418 amino acids.
AUGCCCUCCAACGACGGUCUGCUGGCUGUUGCCCGCUCCUUUCGAGUCCUCGUCAUUGGUGGUUCCUAUGGAGGUCUCUCUGCCGCUCUGAACCUCUGGGAUCUCUCCCGAGGUCGUUUACCGCGCUUCAACUAUGCCUACGAUGGCCCAGCCCCAGCACACCGGAUUCCCAUACAAACCACCAUCGUGGAUGAACGCGACGGCUAUUAUCAUCUCAUCGGGACUCCCAAAUCGUUGGCUUGCGAGAAACUAGCCGCAGAGUCUUGGACUCGAUUCCAAGACAUCCCGGCACUCAAAUCUCCAGAUUUCAAAAUCAUCCAAGGCAGUGUCAGCAGUGUAGACUGUGCCACCAAAGUCGCGCACAUUCUAGAUACGGCGACCAAUUCGACCAUCACCGAGUCUUAUGACUAUCUCAUCGUAGCUUCUGGGCUGCGACGAGGGUACCCCACCGUUCCUAGAUCUCUGCGACGGGACGACUACCUCGAGGAGGCCAGGAAACAUACGGAGAAUGUUCGAAAUGCCCGAGGUGUUGUGGUCAUUGGUGGUGGUGCAGUUGGAGUGGAGAUGGCCGCCGAGUUGAAGAUGCUCGAGCCCCAACAAAAAGUCACUCUGAUUCAUUCCCGAGACCGGCUACUCUCCUCCGAGCCACUACCCGAUGACUUUGCAGAGCGGGCGUACUCCAUCCUACAGCAGGGAGGUGUGGCAGUGAUACUGGGCCAGCGUGUGAUGGACACCACCGCAGUGGACGUCGAAGGUGACCAGCGCAUGUGGCGCUUGACGCUAGGUGAUGGACGGCAGAUCACAACUGGGCACGUGUUGAGUGCCAUCUCACGAUGCAUCCCCACAUCCACCUAUUUACCACCGCAAACUCUGAAUGAGGACGGUUAUGUGAAGGUCCAGCCUUCAUUACAAUUUUCGGCGGACAUUCCCAACGCCGAGCAUCACUAUGCCGUCGGAGAUCUUGCGGCCUGGCCUGGCAUCAAGCGCUGCGGAGGUGCAAUGCACAUGGGUCAUUACGCGGCCAUGAACAUUCAUCAACAGAUGAUGGCCGAGUGCAGCGGUGGCAAGCCCACGCUGAAGACCCUUAACCCCUUCCCAGCCGUGAUUGGAUUGGCCCUUGGAACGAAGGCUGUGUCCUACACGCCGGAUGAGGGCACAAAGCAUGGCGAGGAGCUCUUGGCUAGCUUGUUCGGAGAAGAUAUGGGCAAUAGCAACUGCAGGAAUUAUCUGAAAUUGUCAGAGGCAUGCCAGGCGUGA